GAACUCUACGUGGCCCAGCCUAAGGAGGGCCAGCCCGACAUGGACCCCAGGUGCUUGUUGAGAGUCAAGAAAGGCAUCUUCGGACUUGCUGGCGCGCCACGUUCGUGGUGGCGGAAGCUACGCCGAGGUCUCAUAUCUGCUAAUCUGGAGGACGAGAACGGGCAGACCAUCCACGUGAUGCAGUCAAGGCUGGACCCAACUGUGUUCCGCGGACUCAACAAGGAUGGCAUGUUGUGCUCAUUAGUUUGUGUACAUGCUGACGAUUUGUUGGUAGCUACCGAGUCGCAAGCUCUGCGCCGAGGAGUGCGUGGGUUGUUCAAUGUUUGCGAGUGGCGUCGUGUUCCAGUCGUGUUCUGUGGAAAGAACAUGGAGAGGGAUCCGAACGGCGGCUUCGCACUGGACCAGUCUGCCUUUGUUGAGGGCAGAUUCGAGCCUGUGGAGCUGGAGAAGUCCCGGAAGUCGAAGCCUGACUUGGAGUGCAACAGUGCGGAGAUUGCAGACAGCCGGAGUGCCAGCGGGAGUCUUGGGUGGCCAGCUCGUGAAAAGAGGCCAGACUUGUCAUGUGCUGUGUCCAUGGCGCAGCGGACCCGGAACAAGCCUGCGGUCCAGAACGCCCUGGGCCUUAACGCAGCUAUCAACGUUGUCCAGGAGACGGCCCGCGAGAAGUUUCACAUGCCACGUUUGGACAACAGUUCAGCAGGGUGUGUUAUUGUUUACCAUGAUGCCGCUUGGGGCAAUGCGUUGUCCGAGGAGGAGGCCAUUCAGAAGAUGGCGCAGGGCGAGAAGGUCCAUUCGCAGGCGGGCUAUCUUGUUUACAUGUGCGAGCGCCAGGUGGCGGAAGGAGAGCCGGGCAAAGCUAUCCUGGUGGACUGGAGCCACGCCCUGCCGCGCGUGGCUCGGAGUACCUUCGCAGCGGAGGCGCAGAGCUGCACCGAGGCGUUUGACGCUGCGGAGCUCGUCAGGGCGACGAUUGUGGAGAUGAUGUGCGUAGACCUGGACAUCGCCAACAGGGAGAUGCUGGCGAGUAUUCCGGACAGCGGCAAGCUGCUGCAGGAGAAGAGGCUCUUCGUGGACCUUGCAUGGCUGCGCGAGGCGAUGCAGCUCGGAGAUGCA
This is a messenger RNA of Prorocentrum cordatum, 1113 nucleotides long. NCBI's taxonomy places the organism in Eukaryota, Dinophyceae, Prorocentrales, Prorocentraceae. The record is from the annotation of a GenBank genome assembly.